ACCUCCUUCUCCAUCGGAGGAGUAUAUAAUGGAUGAACACUUGGGGAUUUUGAAAGUCAUCGUUGUGCAAGGAAAACGAUUAGUGAUUCGGGAUUUCAAGAGUAGCGAUCCUUAUGUUGUGGUAAAGCUAGGAAAUCAGACAGCAAAGACUAAGGUGAUUAAUAGUUGCUUGAGCCCUGUUUGGAAUGAAGAGCUUAGUUUCACUCUGACAGAACCUGUGGGAGUUCUAAAUUUGGAAGUGUUCGAUAAGGAUCUUUUGAAGAGUGAUGACAAGAUGGGAAAUGCCUUCCUCAACCUUCAACCACUAUUCUCUGCAGCUAGAAUAAGAGACGUUUUACGGGCUUCCUCCGGUGAAACAACAAUAAGGAAGCUCGUACCCGACAGCGAAAACUGCCUCGUUCGCGAAAGCAGCAUCAACAGUGUUAAUGGCGAACUGGUGCAAAACGUUUGGUUACGGCUUCGGGGAGUUGAGUCUGGUGAGCUUGAGUUGACAAUCAAGUUCAUCACUCCGACCACUCCCUCAGCAUAAGACAAACAAGUUCACUAAGGUUGCUUCCUCUGUAUAAUAGGGCAGAUAUUGUUAAGUGUUUCUUGUGUUAGAUCUCUUCUCAAGAUCAUAAUUGUAACUUUGUGUGUGUAGUUUCAUUUUUCUUCUGAUUAGCUUCUUACAUGUAUCUUUCACUGUAACAAGUGGUUUGUUUAUGGCUUCUUUGGUCUCUAUUGUGUUGUGAUUUCUUUUCUCCUUGCUUUAAUCUUCCACACAUGUAGAAGUUGGGCUUUCAUUCGAGAAGUGAAAAUUUAUUUAGUGUUUGCUUAAA
Neltuma alba is the source of this 818-nucleotide messenger RNA. RefSeq names its product protein C2-DOMAIN ABA-RELATED 11. The coding region runs from base 29 to 529 and encodes 166 amino acids. Lineage: Eukaryota; Viridiplantae; Streptophyta; Magnoliopsida; Fabales; Fabaceae. The transcript has 4 exons. The record is from RefSeq and is a predicted model, not a curated record.